Messenger RNA from Staurois parvus, 525 nucleotides. Lineage: Eukaryota; Metazoa; Chordata; Amphibia; Anura; Ranidae. The record is from the annotation of a GenBank genome assembly.
CUUUUAUUCUUUCUUUAUAGCUCUGAAUCUGGUCCUCGUUGUAGUUCUCCAGUGGAUACAGAGAGCAGUGGUUCUGAGGGACAUACCAAACAGAGCCAGGAUAAAUUCUUUAGUGCUGCGUCCCCCUGCGUGUGGAAUGUGUGUGUAGCCAGGAAAGCCCCAGUUGUUGGUUCAGAUAGCAGUUCUUCUGGUGGCUCAGACAGUGAGGAGGAAGAAAAAACUAAUAUAGUGACUGAAACCAUCAGCACUGGAGCUGGACAUGAAACUAUCAGACUCACCAUGGACACCAAGAAUGAGAAGGCCACAUUUAGUAGUAAUCCUGAUGGCUUAGUCAUUGAUCAGUUGACAAUUGCGGAUGUCAGAUGUACAAAGGAAAACCAUCCUUGUAGUAGUAGCCAGGAGGAUGCAUCCCAAGAGCAGUGUUCAGUUGCUGCAUGCAUCAAAAACACACAAGGCUCUUGCAGAGAAAAAAGCCAUGAAGAUGUUGCUCUGAAUUCUGAGACCACAUUGAACGGGCCUGCAUGA